Molecule: messenger RNA, 969 nt
Organism: Paramecium pentaurelia
Lineage: Eukaryota; Ciliophora; Oligohymenophorea; Peniculida; Parameciidae
Source: the annotation of a GenBank genome assembly
AUGUCUUAAUAUUCAUAUUCCUAAUCUCUUAAGAUUAUGUUGAUACCAUACUUAAUCAUUGGAAUAUUGUGGUAUUAUUCUAUUCUAUAUUUAAAGGUUUCCAUUGACAAUUAUGAUUGAGAAACAUUAUGAUUCCAUUUUGAUUUCAUAAUUUAUUGUGAUUUAAAUAACGACAGCCUUCUUAUUUUUGAUAGGUCUCUAUUAUAAGUAUUCACUUUGAUUGAGAAUAGCAAUACAUCAAUUUAUGAUAUUUAUUGGAAAGUAGCACCAAUGUUUUUUGUCACUUAUUGGUCUAAAGAAUCUGGAAAUAUAAUUCUCCCUUUCCUUGUAUUCUUUUACUGCAUUAAACAAAAUUAUACUUAUUUUAGAUUCUGGCCAGGUAUUUAUAUAGAUCAUAAUAAUUUUUAAGGUUUAUAAUAUGAAGAUUAUAGAAAUGUGGCAGUAAAAUAAUAAUAUCCAAAUCCUUUAAUUUUUUGGUCAAUUAUUUAUUUGGGCUUUGAAGUUAUACCUUCAAUAAUGAUCUUUUUAGGUCAUUUACCACUUUAUUAUGUGUUCAAUUCAUAAAAUCCAUGUACUAUUGCUUAUAAUUUUUCAAUCAUAUUUACAAUUUGUGCAAUAUCGAUAGAAUUGAUAGGUAAUAAUAAUAAAUAAUAGUUAGCUGAUUAUCAACUCUAUCCUUAUAGAUCAAAAUUACUAAAAGGUGAUUGUGAUGUUGGAUUAUGGAGAUAUUCUAGACAUCCUAAUUAUUUUGGAGAAUGUAUGUAUUGGUGGGGAUAAUAUUUAUGUUAAUUAUCUUUUGGUUUUGAAAAUGCUUGGACUAUUGUAGGAGCUGCAGCUAUUUAAGCAUUAUUUUCAUUUUAUUCUAUACCAGAUAUGGAGAAUCAUUUAUUAAAGAAGAGAGAAACUUAUGCAACUUAUAAAAGAAAGGUUGUAAGUUCAUUUAUCCCUUGGUUUAGAAAGGAGAAAUGA